AUGGCCUCUUUCGAGCCGUCCCUCUCCACGAGCGGCAUGCGGCCUCCGCUCGCAUCCGCUGAAGCCCCAUCCAUGGCCGAUUCUCUCCCCAGUAUCAACUUUGGAUUCGAAGAUCUACGCAGCCGCAUGGCGCAGUUCACGGCCAAAUUCGAUGCCUUCAUUGAACGAGGGAGGAAGCAGGUGUUGGAAGAACGGAACCAAUUUCGUAUCAAUCUCGCAGAACUACAAGAGGACCAGCGGAUGAAGCAAAGGGACAUUGAAAUUCUCACUUUGAAGUCGCAAUCGCAUGCGCAAACUCUACAGAAAGAGGCUGCUGAGGCUGCUGAAAUGCACGCAGCCAUCUCUUCGAUUACAAUGGAACGAGAUGCUCGGCUCGCCAAGCGUGAUCGACUCAAGCAACAGAUCGCCGAGACCCAGAAGGCAAUCAAUCAGAAACUGGAAGCCCAGAAAGCUCAUGCGCGAUAUCUCGAUGCUCAAGCACGGCUCAACGUCCCCGAAUUGGAAUUCUGGCAAGACUAUCUUUGCCUUCGAAUCGAAGGGGCUGGCAGGGAGGAUCGUCUGAAGUUUGUUUAUACCCACCUUCUUGAGAAAGAUUGGGAAAGGGAAGCUUGGUUUGAACUUGGAACAGCUUCUCGCGACUAUGAGAUAUUCCACACGAAACCGAAAUUGGACAGGGCCGCCAUUGACCGCGAAUUGGAGAUUGUCAACGAAGAUCGAGACUUUGGUGCACUCCUAAAGAGAAUGCGCAAACUCUUUGUGGAGGCCAUGAAGUGA
Molecule: messenger RNA, 774 nt
Organism: Rasamsonia emersonii CBS 393.64
Lineage: Eukaryota; Fungi; Ascomycota; Eurotiomycetes; Eurotiales; Trichocomaceae
Product: Kinetochore protein Spc25
Exons: 2
Coding region: 1-774 (257 amino acids)
Biological process (GO): chromosome segregation
Cellular component (GO): Ndc80 complex
Source: RefSeq, a predicted model, not a curated record